Messenger RNA from Bemisia tabaci, 1421 nucleotides. RefSeq lists its product as uncharacterized. Gene Ontology annotation, biological process: sensory perception of smell; detection of chemical stimulus involved in sensory perception of smell. Lineage: Eukaryota; Metazoa; Arthropoda; Insecta; Hemiptera; Aleyrodidae. Gene Ontology annotation, molecular function: olfactory receptor activity; odorant binding. Gene Ontology annotation, cellular component: plasma membrane. The record is from RefSeq and is a predicted model, not a curated record.
AUGAACGAAAAAAAGGGCGUGAAGCGUCCAUUCAUUUACCGCUACAACGCUUUCUGCCGUUUCAUAAGCGGGGACUACAAGAGUCAAGGGGUCGUGGAUCGUCUCGGCUACUGGGCAGUGUUGACACUCCUAAAAAUCAGCACGGGGUUCAUCAUGGUGAUGAUCGUUCUGGCCGGGGUCCGGAGCAUCUCGGAUUUUUGCGACGUGAGCAUCAACCUGGUGAGCUUCCUCACCAUCGAAGUCUACGCUCUGCUCUUCGUUCUGCGUGGCGAAGCCUUCAACGCGAUUGUGAGCAAGCUGGCAUCCCUAUGGCUGGAGGCGAUACAAAACGUCCGGACCCUGAGAGAACAGAGCCGGGUCGAAAAGUGCGUCUGGAGCAUUCGCAUCAUCGUCCCGCUCCUCAAUAGCGGGGCCUUUGCCAUCUUCAUCGGCUACGCCACGGCGCCCAUCGUUCUCUUCUUCACCUCCACGAGCAAGAACAGACGCAUGGGACUCCCUUUCAAAAUGGCCAAGUUCCUCGAGCACACGGAUUACUCGACGGUGAUCUGCAUCUACGUCAUCGCCGUCGCCUGUUUGAGCUACUCUUGCUUCAUCAUCAUCAACCUCAAUGCCCUGUACUUGUCCAUGCUUUGUACUUUGGAUGCGGGACUUCACUUGACCAGUCUUUUCAUGUGCAGAGCCUAUGAAAAUCGGUGGGUUUAUGCGAACAGGAAGACUGCUGAUAAAUACACUGUCACCAUGACCGAUUUUCAGCUCGGCCUUGAUUUGAAAAGAUCCUUCGUUCGACAUCAACAAUGGCUCAGAGCUGCCAUGGAAUUGAAACAUGUGAUGAAUGAACGAUUUCUUGUUUUGCACAUGGGAACCAUAACUGUAACCACACUCGCUUCGUUCUUAACUGCAAAUGAUCCAGCACAUCAUUACUAUCAGAUAGCGAUGGCAUUCAUACCUCUUGGUAUAUACUUUCUUUUCUUCUUCAAGGCUACGAGUAUAUCAGCAACCGCCGGCCAAUUUACAGCAGACCGCCUAUACUUUUGUCACAUGCGAAUGCCUGCGCUGAUGAAAAUAGAUUCAAAGACAUUUUUAUUCAUCAUGAGGAGAUUACAAAGACCGGUUUUCUUCGAAAUUGGGAAAAUUUGGCAUCUCUCACUCAUGAGAUUUGUCUCGAUACUACAGCACAUAUUCUCAGUUAUAAUGUUGCUGAGGUCCAUAAAUAAUCGGACGAUGUCUCCCUCCGUGAAUGGCGAAAUUGAAGUAACUUAACAUAGCGUAGCGUAACAUGACUUAGUAAGCGAUAUGUGUUCAGAUACUUACGAUUUUUAUGUUUACAUAUAAAGUUGCAGCUGAAUGGCGCAUAUUUUCAGCAAAACAUUCCAUGUUAUGCUUCAAGAAAACUGAGCCAAUGCGUUAAAUUAUCUGUUUAG